Messenger RNA from Diorhabda carinulata, 1044 nucleotides. It is a transcript of the gene Coq3, whose product is annotated as ubiquinone biosynthesis O-methyltransferase, mitochondrial. Lineage: Eukaryota; Metazoa; Arthropoda; Insecta; Coleoptera; Chrysomelidae. Gene Ontology annotation, biological process: ubiquinone biosynthetic process. Bases 159 to 941 code for a protein of 260 amino acids. The transcript has 5 exons. The record is from RefSeq and is a predicted model, not a curated record. Gene Ontology annotation, molecular function: 2-methoxy-6-polyprenyl-1,4-benzoquinol methyltransferase activity.
AACGAGGUUAUGUAUAUGUUGAUUGUUUUUCUAUUAUAAACUGUUUAGAAGAAGCUGUUAGAAAAAUAAGUAUAUAUUCGUAUUUAAUUUUGAUAAUUAAUAUUAAUUGGUAUUAAUUUUAAGUUAUUAGUUUCAUGAAUUGCUUUACAGUGUAGAACAUGCUGAAACAUAUUAUGAAAUAUGCUAUUCCUCCACGCUUAUAUUCUACAACAGUUGAUAAACAAGAAAUGGAACAUUUCAAAAAAUACGUUAACAUGUGGUGGAAUGAAUUCGGUGCUAUGAAACCUCUGCAUGCUAUGAACAAAAUCAGAGUACCAUGGAUUAGAGAAUCUCUCCUGAUUAGCAAAGAAAUUAAGAAUCCUGCAUUACCUCUAGCAGGAUGCACUAUUUUGGAUGUUGGUUGUGGAGGUGGAAUUUUAUCUGAACCAUUAGCGAAAAUCGGUGCAGAGGUAACCGGAUUAGACGCCAAUGUAGACCUCAUCAAUUCGGCUAAAUCUCACGCUCAGCUCUUUAAUACAAAAGUAAAUUACAUUGUAUCAACUAUUGAGCAACAUGCUGAAGAAGCUUGCGAAAAAUAUGACGCAGUCGUGGCUUCAGAAGUCAUUGAACACAUUACAAAUAAAUCUUCAUUUAUUGAAGCAUGUUUGAAAUGUUUAAAACCAAACGGAAAAAUUUUCAUAACAACCCCUAGUAAAACAUGGCAAUCGAAUGUAUUUGGGAUAAUUGUAGCUGAAGACAUUUUAGGAGUAAUGCCACAAGGUACCCAUCAGUAUGAAAAAUUUAUAUCUCCUACCGCCUUGCAGAGAUUAUUGGAAGAUAAUAAUUGUAGAACUGAAAUGAUUCAUGGUUUAUUGUACAAUCCUGUGGGAAACUGUUGGCACUGGUGUUCAGAUACGACAUUUUUAUUUGCCCUAAAUGCUGUUAAAUUAUCAAAGAAUUAAUGUUUGUUAAUUUGAUUCCAUAUUUAUGAUUAGAUUUGUAUAUUAAAUUAUUUGUUUUAAAUUUAAACUACAUCAGUAUAAAUAAAUUUGAAUACCAAAGAAA